GGUGAGUUGAUUUUCUUGAGAAAUUAUGCGUCCAUGUUUUAUUUUCACAAUGCAUUGACGAAAAAUAUCGAGGAAAAAUGUACUUGCGGUGAAAAAAAGAAUUUGAAAACGUUUGAAAAUUUGAUAAAAGCCAAAGGUGUAAAUAAUGAAUCCGUUGACCAACGUGAAAAACAUUGCCAAAUUAGGCGAAAACGAUUUACGAGGAAAUCAAAAAACUUCGUGGCACGACGAAUAUAGGGACAGCGCUUGGAUUUUCAUCGGUGGUUUUCCUUACGAUCUCACCGAAGGAGAUCUUAUAACAGUAUUUUCCCAGUACGGUGAGGUCGUUAACAUCAAUUUGGUUCGCGACAAACAUACGGGGAAACAAAAAGGCUAUGGAUUUUUGUGUUAUGAAGAUCAACGGAGUACCAUUCUCGCUGUGGAUAACCUAAACGGUAGUAAAAUUCUAGGAAGAACGAUUCGCGUCGAUCACGUUGCCAAUUACAAAGCACCCAAAGAUUCUGCAAAAAUCGACGAUGUUACAAGGAAAUUGCGACUCGAGGGAUGUGCGCCGACGAAUAACUAAGCUUACGGUUUCUCAUAUUUAUAUUUAGGCUUUUUUGUACUCUACCAUUGUGAACUUGCUAAUUAAUGAAUAAGAACGAAAACAUUUUUGUACACAGUAAGGAAAAAAUUUAACAUCAUUUACCUAAUCCCUCUUCAAAAACCCCGCGUUCGAAUCGAUGUAACGAAAUGAAAAUUUUUCGGUUUGGAAUAAACGACCUUAAGAACAA
Venturia canescens is the source of this 773-nucleotide messenger RNA. Its product is annotated as RNA-binding motif protein, X-linked 2-like. NCBI's taxonomy places the organism in Eukaryota, Metazoa, Arthropoda, Insecta, Hymenoptera, Ichneumonidae. Bases 146 to 565 code for a protein of 139 amino acids. Gene Ontology annotation, molecular function: RNA binding. The record is from RefSeq and is a predicted model, not a curated record. Gene Ontology annotation, biological process: mRNA splicing, via spliceosome. Gene Ontology annotation, cellular component: catalytic step 2 spliceosome; U2 snRNP; precatalytic spliceosome. The transcript has a single exon.